Molecule: messenger RNA, 779 nt
Organism: Cheilinus undulatus (humphead wrasse)
Lineage: Eukaryota; Metazoa; Chordata; Actinopteri; Labriformes; Labridae
Gene: plaat1
Product: phospholipase A and acyltransferase 1
Exons: 5
Coding region: 215-751 (178 amino acids)
Biological process (GO): N-acylphosphatidylethanolamine metabolic process
Cellular component (GO): cytoplasm
Molecular function (GO): A2-type glycerophospholipase activity; glycerophospholipid phospholipase A1 activity
Source: RefSeq, a predicted model, not a curated record
CUGAAAUAACUCCACCAGGACCUUCAGCUUCUGUUUGGCUUUUGGAAUAUUUUAUCAAUUUUUUGAUCAUCUUGGGAAUUUGGAAACAACUGCCUGCUAUUUUUCUUUUCUUACUGGAUAUUUCCGUGGUUAUGUGCGGAUUUAUGAUGGAGAAUUAAAAUGGUGAGGAAGAAAAAACUGCUGGUGUUCGAAAUUUGUGGAAGCAUGAUGUGGGAUGGAUAAACAACAACAUAAAUCUACUAUGGCCUCUAAUGACCCUGACCUUUCUGACCCCUGUGGUGACCCCCAGCCUGGUGACCUCAUUGAGAUCUUCAGACCGGCCUAUCAGCACUGGGCUCUCUACCUGGGAGAUGGUUACAUCAUCAACUUAACUCCUGUUGAUGAGAGCCAGGCAGCUGCCAUGUCCAGCGUGAAGUCAGUCUUCAGUCGGAAGGCAGUGGUGCGCAUGCAGCUGCUGAAGGAGGUGGUGGGGAGCGACUCGUACCGUGUCAACAACAAGUAUGACCACAACCACACGCCCCUGCCUAUCAGUGAGAUCAUUCAGCGAGCGCAAGUCCUCAUCGGCCAGGAGGUUUCUUACGACCUGCUGGGGAGCAACUGCGAGCACUUUGUUACCCUCCUGCGCUACGGGGAGGGGGUGUCCGAGCAGGCUACACGGGCCAUUGGGGCCAUCAGUUUGGUGACGGCAGCAGCCAGCGCCUUCUCUGUCCUGGGACUGAUCAACACACGAUCCAGAAACAGGCCUUUCUGACAGCUGUAUUUCCUCCCAGCAUUCAUGC